Symbiodinium necroappetens is the source of this 1227-nucleotide messenger RNA. The record is from the annotation of a GenBank genome assembly. Lineage: Eukaryota; Dinophyceae; Suessiales; Symbiodiniaceae.
AUGGCACUCGUCUCGCUCCAAAGCUCUCGUGCUCGGCAGGUCGUCGAGAUUGAUGGUCGAGGCUCCCUUGCGAACUUCGCAAACGGAGAAGUCCAAGCACCAAGAAAAGUCAAAUCCCGGAAGCCGACGGCGUUUGCUGCAGCGCCACCGGCCAGUGGAGUCGGCUUCGAGGGUGAAGAAGAUAUUGAAGAGGUGGAGGUCGACCAGACACCCAAACGAAAGGUCCAUGGGCGCCAGGCUACGGCCUUCGCUCCAAAGAAAACUGCAGAUGUCGACUUUGAUGACGAUGCAGAGGAGAUGGACGUCGAGGAGGACGCCAGCGGCCCAAAGCGCUCCGUACAUGGGCGCCAGGCCACGGCCUUCGUGCCAAAACGGGCGACCACAAGCGUAGAAUUUGAAGAUGACGCUGAGGAUGUUGAAGAAGUUGCAAUAGAUAAGACGCCAAAGAGGAAGGUGCAUGGACGCCAACCUACAGCGUUUGUGCCGAAGGCACAAGCCAGCAGUGGCGUCAACUUCGAAGAUGAUGUGGAAGAGGUGGAUGGGGAUGAGGAUGAGGAUGAUGCACCCAAGAGGAAUGUCCACGGGCGAAAGCCAACGGCUUUCGUGCCAAAAGGCAAGCCCAUGGCUUCAGUGGAAUUCGAUGAUGAGGACGACGACGUGGAUGAGGUCGAAGUUGACCAAACGCCAAAGCGAUCCGUCCAUGGACGCCAGCCGACAGCUUUUGUCAAGAAGGCCAAAGUGUCAACCGGGCAGGUUGCCUUCGAGGAUGCUGCGGAAGAGGUAGAUGCGGAGGAAGAUGACGGCGGACCAAAGCGGUCUGCACAUGGCCGGAAAGCCACGGCGUUUGUCCCAAAGUCGAGGGCUGCACCCGGUGUCAGCUUCGAUGAUGAUGCUGAUGAAGUUGAGGUAGAAGGGCAUGACGAAGGAGACGGGCCCAAGCGGUCCGCGCACGGCCGCAAGGCCACUGCCUUCGUCCCCAAGGCAAAAGCGACGGCAGUGAGCUUCGCAGGAGAGCACGAAGAGGAAGAGGGAGGAGACGCUUUGAAGCGCUCUCCGAAGAAAAGGCAAGGGACAGCCUUCGUUCCGAAGCUGCCCUUGGCUCAGGACGAUGACGAGGUGCGAUUCCGCGGAAACGACAGCGUCAACGAGACGCACGAGGAUGCUGAGUCCGGCCAGAUACAUGCGACGGUGCGCAAGCGGGUGCCCACAAAGUUCGUGGAUGUGAAG